Molecule: messenger RNA, 3106 nt
Organism: Syngnathoides biaculeatus (alligator pipefish)
Lineage: Eukaryota; Metazoa; Chordata; Actinopteri; Syngnathiformes; Syngnathidae
Gene: prpf40a
Product: PRP40 pre-mRNA processing factor 40 homolog A
Exons: 27
Coding region: 135-2765 (876 amino acids)
Biological process (GO): mRNA cis splicing, via spliceosome
Cellular component (GO): U2-type prespliceosome; U1 snRNP
Molecular function (GO): protein binding; RNA binding
Source: RefSeq, a predicted model, not a curated record
CAUUAUUGACGCACGAUGACACGACGAAAUAUCUACCUUUGUCCUUUCCGCCGUUGACGGUAGCUGAGCCAAUCGUGUCUCUCGUUGUUGCGAAGUGCUCCCACCAGUUUCGCUUGGAGCUCCCUCUGUUCAACAUGUCAUCAUCGGAGGCUAAUAAUGGCCCGAGCCAAGCUGCACCUUACCCAGGUGUACCACCCUCAGGGAUGCCUCCCCCUUUUAUGGGACCACCAGGAAUCCCACCUCAUUUCCCUCCCAUGGCAAUGCCCCCACUGGGGCAACGACCGCCCAAUAUGACCUCAAUGCCACCUGGCAUUAUGCCCCCUGGUAUACUGCCAUCAAUGUCGGCACCUCCAAUGGGACAGAUGCAAGGUUUGAUGCCACCCAUGUUGGGGAUGAUGCUGCCUCCUCGCCUGCCAGCUGCGACAGUACAGCCGACCGGGCCGCCUGGUGUUGACACCCCAGCUGCACCAGGAACCACUACUACGACAAAUGGAUCUCCACAGCACGAGCAGCCAAAAAAGAAAUCUCUGUGGACUGAACACAAAUCACUGGAUGGAAAAACCUAUUACUACAACACAGAGACAAAGCAGUCUACCUGGGAAAAACCAGAGGAUCUCAAGUCUCCCGCAGAACAAUUGCUGUCUAAAUGUCCUUGGAAAGAGUACAAGUCAGACACGGGGAAGCCGUACUACUACAACUCUCAGACAAAGGAAUCCAGAUGGACGAAGCCCAAAGAGCUGGAGGAUCUGGAGGCCAUGAUCAAAGCUGAGGAGAAUGGAACAACAGAAGUAAUAGCUCCGAUCACCUCCACCGAGCCCGUGCUGCAAAUUGAAAGCACGCCGGUGUCUGUGGCCCCCGUUGUCGAGGCAGAGCCGGUAGAAACCGUCCCAGAGGUUCAAACGUCCCAGCCGGCCCAGCAUCAAACAGCUGAGGUCAAGACUGCGGACACGCCUGUGGCUUUGUCAGAGAACAGCGUCUCUGCAGAGGCCGUGCCCAGUGUUGAAGUCAAGACGGAAGAACCACGUCCAGAAAUUCAGAAGAAAGUUUUCAAAUGGAACACCAAGGAAGAGGCCAAGCAGGCCUUCAAGGACCUCCUGAAGGAGAAGGGCGUGUCAUCCAACUCUUCAUGGGAACAAGCAAUGAAAUUGAUUAUCAAUGACCCCCGCUACAGCGCUCUCCCUAAACUGAGCGAGAAGAAGCAGGCAUUUAAUGCAUACAAGGUCCAAACGGAGAAAGAAGAGAAAGAGGAGGCAAGAAUUAAAUAUAAGGAAUCCAAAGAAACCUUCCAGAGGUUCUUGGAGAACCAUGAGAAGAUGACAUCCACCACCAGAUACAAGAAAGCGGAGCAGAUGUUCAACGACCAAGAGGUAUGGAGCUGUGUUCCAGAGAGAGACAGACAGGAGAUCUAUGAAGAUGUCUUAUUCUACCUAGCAAAGAAGGAAAAGGAACAAGCCAAGCAGCUAAGAAAGAGGAAUUGGGAAGCCUUGAAGAAUAUUCUGGACAACAUGGCCAACGUCACGUACCGCACCACCUGGUCCGAGGCUCAGCAGUACCUGCUCGACAAUCCCACAUUUGCUGAGGAUGAGGAGCUGCAGAACAUGGACAAAGAGGAUGCGCUCAUUUGCUUUGAGGAGCACAUCCGUGCCCUUGAGAAGGAGGAAGAGGAGGACAAGCAGAAGACGCUCCUGCGGGAAAGGAGGCGUCAGCGCAAGAACAGGGAGUCCUUUCAGAAAUUUCUAGAUGAGCUCCACGACCACGGCCAGCUGCAUUCCAUGUCAGCCUGGAUGGAGAUGUACCCCACCUUGAGCUCUGACAUCCGCUUUUCCAACAUGCUGGGCCAGCCUGGCUCCACUCCUCUGGACCUUUUCAAAUUCUACGUGGAAGACCUGAAGGCGCGUUACCACGAUGAGAAGCGGAUUAUCAAAGACAUCCUGAAGGACAAGAGCUUCCUGGUUGAAGUCAACACCAGCUUUGACGAUUUUGGAUCAGUCAUCAGCUCAGACAAGAGAGCCACCACACUUGAUGCGGGAAAUAUCAAGUUGGCCUUCAACAGCUUGCUGGAGAAAGCUGAAGCGAGGGAGCGUGAGCGCGAGAAAGAGGAGGCGAGGAAGAUGAAGAGGAAAGAGGCGGCCUUUAAGACCAUGCUGAAGCAGGCCACGCCCUCCCUGGAGCCCGAGGACGUGUGGGAGGCCGUGAGGGAACGUUUCCUAAAGGAAGCGGCCUUUGAAGACAUCACGCUGGAAUCUGAGAGGAAGCGGAUCUUCAAAGACUUCAUGCACAUCUUGGAGCACGAGUGCCAGCAUCACCACUCCAAGACCAAGAAGCACUCCAAGAAGUCCAAGAAGCACCACAGGAAGCGGUCUCGCUCCCGAUCGGGUUCCGAGUCUGAAGAAGAGGAAUACCACAAGAAGAAGAAACGGUCCGCAUCCAAAACCCCUUCUGAGCGCUCCUCCAGCGCUGAGUCAGAGAGGAGCUACAAAAAGUCCAAGAAGCACAAGAAGAAGGCCAAGAAGAGACGACACAAGUCUGGCUCGCCUGACUCUGACGUUGCCGAGAAGAAAGGAAAAGACGCCAAGAGGGACAAAGAGAGCGACAAAGAUGGCGACAAGGCCCGAGCCAAGUCUCACUCGGACAGCAAACACAAGUCCCCCAAACGCAAAGCCAACAAAGAGGAGGGCGGCUGGGACACAUCAGGGAGUGAACUGAGCGAAGGUGAACUGGAGAAAAGAAGAAGAACUUUACUGGAGCAGCUGGACGCACCUUGAUGAGCGGUGGUCCCAGCCACACUCACGCAUUCCCGACAAGGUGAUAGCGCCCCCUUUCAGGUCUCCACGAGAAUCUUCAACACUGCACUCGUGUGGGUUUUUGUUUUGUUUUUUUUUUUAGCAGUCGCUUUGUUCAUCCUGUCCACAUUUCGCGUUUUUCUUAGCUUUGUUUUAGUAACUGUUGUAUCGGACUCUCACCACGAAUGCAAAAGCGCUUCGAGCGGAACUUUCAAAGGAAACUCGUUUUGAUUCAAUGUGAUUGCGGGCCCGUGAGCUUUUAUACACAAUUUGUUCAAUUCGGGUUCUAACUUCAUGUAAUAAAGGACUACAGGAGAAUAGAA